Branchiostoma floridae (Florida lancelet) is the source of this 3186-nucleotide messenger RNA. RefSeq lists its product as uncharacterized. Gene Ontology annotation, cellular component: cytoplasm. The record is from RefSeq and is a predicted model, not a curated record. The transcript has 16 exons. Bases 70 to 3186 code for a protein of 1038 amino acids. Lineage: Eukaryota; Metazoa; Chordata; Leptocardii; Amphioxiformes; Branchiostomatidae. Gene Ontology annotation, molecular function: ATP binding; protein kinase activity; ubiquitin-protein transferase activity. Gene Ontology annotation, biological process: protein phosphorylation; protein ubiquitination.
UGCAUCAACCCUCUGAGUUUGGGGAAGCUUGCUCCAGAGGAAUGUGGUGUAGUAGAUGUUAGUGGUGUCAUGGAGGUUGGAGACUGGGUCAAAGUUGAGUCUGACAAGAAGAAAAUCAAACAUGUGCAGGAGAGGACUGUCACAUGGGAUGAAGGCUACUACGAUGCUGCUGGAAAGGUUGGACAGGUGCAAACCACCUACCCAUUCAACGAUGUUGUACGUGUAAGCAUUGGGCAUAAAGGAUACCCUCUCAACAUAUCACUUGUCACAAAAGCAACUGCACAAGAUGUACAUGAGGCCUUCGGAUCUGGGGAUGUGGCGAAUCCGGCUGUUGCAAGAGGGGACAUGGUAAAGAUUGGUGUCAGUGUCGACAAACUCAAGAGAAUGCAAGAUGGACAUGGUGGAUUUGUGGACCAAAUGGAAGAGGCAACUGGGACAAUUGGUUCAGUGAGUUACAUAGACAGGGACGGGGAUGUCUAUGUCAGAUUCAAUGUGAGAAGGCUUUGCUUCAAUCCAGAUGUCUUGUCCAGAGUCACCCCAGUGGAGGACACCUUCUAUGUUGGGGACAUUGUUCUUGUUGAGUCAGACCAGGACAGAUUCAAGCUUCUCCAAACUGAAGAACAUGGAGGAUUGAAUGCAAGAAUGCUUUUGACCUGUGGAAAGACUGGAAGGCUCCACUCCAUUGUAAGUCAGAAGAGAAUAAGAGUGAAGGUCCAAGGGAAGGUGUGGGUCUUUAACCCAGAUCUACUGACAAGAAUGGGCAACCCAGGACUUGGUACUGGAGACUGGCAGUCAGCUACCAUCUGUGCCCCAGGACAGCAUGACUGGAGCAGGGGCCGCUGCCUGCUUUGUGCUAAAUGUGGAGAGUGUACCCACUAUGGGAGAUUGUGCCCUGCACGGGGCAAACCUGGAAGACAUCCUGGCAGUUUGUGUGGCUGUGGCAAUGGAGAUGCCGGCUGCGAUGACUGUGGAUACUGCAGGAGAUGUGCAGGAGAGUUACAGUUGAGAGAGCGAGAUGAUGAUGAACAAGAUGAUGUCAUGCAGAAGCUGCUGCAGCUGGGUGGUGACAUUGGUGGACUCUUCACUGGGCCUCUUCAUGAUGCUUUUAUGGAGUGGUUGGGCAAGAAAGGUGACAAGUCUGACACACCAGGCCAUGGCAGAGGUGACACACCUGCCCCACCAAGGGAAGAGAUGGUUCCAGUUCUGAAGAAGAUGGGCCAGGCCAUAGAGCUGACGAGGAAAAGCAAAAGCCUUGACUCCCUUGAUGCUUUGAAAAACGCUUUGGAGAAUGACUGCUAUGCCCCCUUUCUGACAUAUAAAAGUAUUGCAGACCGGCGGCUGAUGGCAGACACUUUGGCCAACGUUGAUGGAGCCCAAAUCUUUAUGGACUAUCUGCAACUCCUGUCCACCACAGUCAGUGAUGGAAGUAAUGGUGAUACAAUUGCCAGCUCACUGCAGUGCAUUGAAGUUCUGCAAAAGCUUGUAAUUGAAUGCACACAAAUGAGCUUUGAGUUCUGCCGUGCUGUGGGAAGAUGUGGUCUUCUUCAGAUGUUUGUACAGGAUCUUGUGGCUCUUCAAAAAGAUGCACAAAAUCAGAGCACCAGUCCAAUGAUCCAACCCCUUCUUGCUAUCGUUGCCAACUGUGCAAGAACACCAGACAACCAGGAGUGCUUCACUCGCUGUGGUGCUGCAGAGGCACUUAAACCUUACCUUAGGCACAAAGAUGCAAAUAUCAGGUUCAUCACACUUUCCUGUUUGGCUUUCAUUGUUGAAAAUCAAAACAUGCAUCUCAUUAGAGUGAAUGUAGAUGGUGCAGAGCAGAUUGUGUCCCUGCUGAAAGAUGCUCUUGACCAUCCUAAUCAUGAUGCAACGGUAGGAACAUACUCUUAUCCUGCCUUCGAGCUUGCUACCAUGUUGGGUGGCCUUGUUCGUAAUGACGAAAACAAACAGGUAUUUGUCACAAAUGGUGUGGUGGACUUGCUCAUCAGGCUGAUAGAAAUUGGGACAGAUCGAGAGAAGGAAGCUGCAAUCGUGUGCAUCCAGAAGCUUUCCUACAGUGACCACAUCAGCACCAUCAUAAAGAAGGAGACAAGAGCAGAGCAAGUGUUGAGAGCCAUGAAACAUGACAGAGGUCUUUCGUCUGUUAUUCGGGACAUAGCAGCAGCUGCGCUGCAGAUUCUUAGAGAAGGACCACCAAGAGUGGUUGAAGACCCAAGUGGAGGACCAGGAAGAAUCAGCACCAUCAGCUACUCAGACCUGACAGUGAAUAAUGUUGUUGGAAAAGGUGCCUUUGGACAAGUGUGCAAGGGCUACCAUAAGAAGUGGAUGGUGGAUGUGGCAGUGAAGAAACUCAAUUCCUCAUCACGCGAACAAUCCAUUAGGCGCAGCAAAGCCCUCAUGGAGGAGGCCAACUUCAUGUAUCGAGCAAGAAAUGCAAACAGAUUUGUUGUAGGCCUGUAUGGGGUGUGCAUUGAAGAUACCUUCACAGCUAUGAUCAUGGAGUACAUGGCCAAUGGCUCUGUGGGUGACCUGAUUUCUCGUGUGAAACAUGUGCCUUGGGCUUUGAAGUGGAGAAUCCUUCAGGAAACCAUCCUGGGGAUGAACUUCCUACACAGCCUGGAUCCACAGAUCAUCCACCGGGAUCUCAAGGUCCAGAAUGUUCUCUUGGAUGAGGACUUUCAUGCUAAGAUAUCAGACUUUGGCUUGGCAGAAUACAAGCCCCUCACAAGUAUUGGAGAUGAAAAGGGAAACCUGUGUGGGACCAUAACUCACAUCGCACCAGAACACUUCAAGAAUCCAUACAUGAAGGCAGGGGAGAAAUUUGAUGUUUACAGGUAUAUUUUUCAAUUUUGUAAGUUAAAGUUUGUGUACUUUGGAUCUUCAUUGGGAAGUAUACCAGGAAAAAAGCCAUAUCGAGAGAUCGGCAUUGGUGGAGUCAUCAGGGAACGUGUCAUGAAAGGAGAACGUCCUGACAAGAGGCAGAUCCCAACAGAAGGCCCCAAUGAGCUUUCUUUCUUCGUCCAUCUGAUGGAGAACUGUUGGGAUCAGGAUGCACAGGAGAGGCCCACGUUUAGAACCCUUGGGGAGCAGGUACAGGUGGUGACACAGAAAACAAAUGCCCAGGUCGCCCAGGCAAUUCAAGUUGUACUGAAGGAGCAAGGUGAUGAAUUACACAACAUUCUGUAA